Messenger RNA from Acytostelium subglobosum LB1, 624 nucleotides. RefSeq lists its product as hypothetical. The record is from RefSeq and is a predicted model, not a curated record. Lineage: Eukaryota; Evosea; Eumycetozoa; Acytosteliales; Acytosteliaceae. The transcript has 2 exons. Bases 1 to 624 code for a protein of 207 amino acids.
AUGAUAGUGGUAGACCAAGAAGUAAAGUCACAGAAGUACGCUUGCCACCUCAACAUCUACAAGACAGCACUUCCUCCCAUUCUAGCCAAGCGCAUACUAGACAAUGAACAAUGCUUUGGAAGAACAGCCGAGGAAAAGGCGAAGAACAGAUGGGAGUCAUGCCCAUACUUCUUCAGAGCAAUGGCCAACCUACAAGAUAUUGAGUCUUUCAAACUUCCGCGCCCUAGCUUUAUAGUCGUUGAAGACAUGGCCUCCGGACUCCAGAACCUACUCAAAAGACGACUCGAAGGAAUGUCUUUCUACUCCAUCCCCAUCCACUUUGACCAACUCCUUCAACUAUCAUCGUACAUUGUCACUUUUUGCAAUGAACCUGAAACUUUGGUCAACUUGAAUGCACCUCCUCGACACUGGUUGGUUGAUUCAUCAAUGGCUCGCUUCCUGCUUCAGGCGAUUGAAGAGGACUACAUCCGACCAAUUGAUUUCACUUACGACGACAUUGUAAUGAUCAUUGCCAACAGCCUCUUUAUGACUACAUCAAAAGUCUACCGAGCCCACCCAUACUACAUAUCGACUCCUCCUGUUUCCAAUGACAUGGCCACUCAAAGGAAACGUUGUGCCCUCUAG